Telopea speciosissima is the source of this 2098-nucleotide messenger RNA. Its product is annotated as protein DETOXIFICATION 42-like. The record is from RefSeq and is a predicted model, not a curated record. Gene Ontology annotation, cellular component: membrane. NCBI's taxonomy places the organism in Eukaryota, Viridiplantae, Streptophyta, Magnoliopsida, Proteales, Proteaceae. Gene Ontology annotation, molecular function: xenobiotic transmembrane transporter activity; antiporter activity. The transcript is spliced from 14 exons. Gene Ontology annotation, biological process: transmembrane transport. The coding region runs from base 218 to 1798 and encodes 526 amino acids.
ACCCCUCCUGUCUCCGUUCUUGUGGUUUUCGUUUGUUGUGAUAUGUGAUGGACUCUUAGAAAGCCUACGAAUGAGAAUUUGAUUUGUCUAAUUUUUUGAGCUUGAUUUAAAGCCUACUUUUUCGAUGGGUUAGUGGGUUUCUUCAACCUGAACUUAAUUGUUGAAGGUUAGAUGCGGCCUCUCUGCUAGAGAUUACAGAGAUUUGGUCCAUCCAAUAAUGGCAGAGGAUGCUGACUGCCUUCCGUGUGGAAAGAAAAGAAAGAUGCCUCUUUGUGUUCUUUUCAAGGAUGCAAGGCAUGUUUUAAAGAUGGAUGAGCUUGGCUCUGAGAUAGCCCAAAUUGCAUUUCCGGCUGCCAUGGCUUUGACAGCUGAUCCCAUUGCUUCCCUAAUUGAUACUGCAUUCAUCGGCCAAAUAGGUCCAGUGGAGCUUGCUGCUGUGGGAGUUUCUAUUGCUUUGUUUAAUCAAGUUUCAAGGAUCGCAAUAUUCCCACUUGUCAGUGUCACAACCUCUUUUGUUGCAGAGGAAGAUACUGUUGGAGAAAUGAACACUUGUGACUAUGAAAAUGAAAACUUGGAAAUGGGGUUUGCUCCAACUAGUGAAAUGAAAGAGUUGAUUCCAAAAUUUGAUGCUGAUAAAAGCAUGCACAGUUCAGAACCACUUGCUGGUGGAAAUUCAAACAUGUCCAAGUUUCAGCAUGAGAAGAGGCAAAUCCCAUCAGCAUCAUCUGCAUUGUUUAUUGGAGGGGUGCUUGGUUUUGUCCAAGCCAUAUUCCUAAUUUCUGCAUCAAAACCUCUCUUAAAUUUCAUGGGAGUGAAAUCGGAUUCCCCUAUGCUGAAUCCAGCACGGCAAUACUUGACAUUGAGGUCACUUGGUGCUCCUGCAAUUCUUCUCUCGCUGGCCAUGCAAGGGGUAUUUCGAGGACUUAAAGAUACAAAAACUCCUUUAUAUGCUACUUUGGCUGGAGAUGUAACAAAUAUUAUUUUAGAUCCCAUACUUAUGUUCGUUUUCCAUUUGGGUGUUAGUGGCGCAGCAAUAGCCCAUGUUAUUUCUCAGUACCUAAUUUCAUUAAUACUGUUAUGGAGAUUGAUCAAGACAGUUGAUCUUGUAUCACCAAGUCUCAAAGAUUUGAAACUUGGGAGGCUUCUUAAAAAUGGUUUUUUGUUGUUAGUAAGGGUGAUAGCUGUGACAUUCUGUGUGACCCUGGCAGCAUCAAUGGCUGCACGGCUGGGAUCAACACCCAUGGCUGCAUUUCAGGUCUGCUUGCAGGUUUGGUUGGCAUCAUCUCUUCUUGCUGAUGGGUUGGCUGUUGCUGGACAGGCAAUUCUUGCUAGCGCAUUUGCUAAAAAGGAUUAUAGCAAGGCAAAAGCUACUGCAUCCCGCAUAUUACAGUUGGGUUUUGUUCUAGGGUUGGUGCUCUCUGUUGUCCUUGGAGUUGGCUUGCAAUUUGCAUCAAGGUUAUUCACCAAGGACAUCAAUGUUCUUCACCUCAUCAGUAUAGGCAUCCCGUUUGUAGCAGCUUCUCAGCCACUCAAUGCGUUGGCUUUUGUUUUUGAUGGUGUCAACUUUGGGGCGUCUGAUUUUGCAUUUUCUGCUUACUCCAUGGUUCUUGUAGCCAUAGUGAGCAUCUUGUGUGUGUCAAUUCUCUCUGCAAGCCAUGGUUUCAUUGGAAUUUGGGUAGCUUUGACAAUCUAUAUGAGUCUUCGCACCUUUGCUGGCUUUUGGAGGAUUGGGACUGGCAGUGGGCCUUGGAGCUUUCUCAGAACCUCAUCAUUUUCUUCCUAUGGUGACAACUUAUAGCCCAACAGGAAUUUUGUACAAGUUGUAAAUUCUCAAUGAGUCGUACAAUGGGAAGCAUUUGAUGUCUUGGAGUAUCUCCUAUCAACAUUUUUUCGGUGUUUUUAACACUUGUAUCUGUGUUAUCUUCUAUAUGUUAUAUCUUUUGUAUCUGUGUUAUCUUCUAUAUGUUAUAUCUUUGUAUAUUUCUUCUACAAUUGUUUGGUUUUCUGUUUGCAAGUUGCAUAUCACAGCGGCUAAAAAGAGAACUACACUUGGCUACCUAGUAAGGAAUACCAUGGUGGGAAGAGCUUUUACUAUUUA